AAAUGGAGGGAAAAACGACGUUACCAAUAACAACAACAAUAAAUGACGAAUUUACCCCUAAACACAAUUAUAUCGCAAUAUUUCUCGAUUCGCGCAUGUUUCUCUCAAGUAAAUAAAAUAAAAUAAAAUCCCCAAAAAAUAUUAAAAACCCUUUCUCUUCCCACUUUCACAUCCAAAGCUAAACCCUUGAGGAAGAAGAUCGUUUAGUGUUCGUCUCUUCCUUCUCUACCGAUCCAACAAUGCUAAUCUCCGGUGAAUCUCCGUCGCUGAUUCGUUAAUCUUCCUCCGUCUCUCUCGCUUUUCCCCCUCUGAUUCCUUCCGUUUCUCCGUCUGAUUUUCGCUGGAGCGCGCUUGAUAUUAUAAUUUCUCCGGGGUCUCUCUAUAUGACUGAGAUUUGAGAACAUUGUGUCAAAAAUUGAAGAGAUGUUUGAAACCAAAAAGAAAAAGGGUUUUGAUUUAAACGAGUGUGCUUCAAUUGAAGAUUUCAGUGAAUCUGAGCGUGAAACUGAUAGCUUGGUUGAUGAUGUGAUGGAGAGAACUCCGAAAGAUGGUAACGUGGAGAAUGUUAGUGAGAUUAAGGAUAAGAAAAAAGUGAAGGUUAAGCCGAUUGAGCGUGAAAUUCUCAUUACGCGGCGGGUUCUUCGCUCAGGCUCUGUGGCAAAGGAUCUGGUAAAGAGUGAUAAACAUUGUAAGGCUGUGAAAAAGAAAGGAAAGUGUGCUGAUAAGGGUGACAAGAUGGGUAAAGUUAGUGGCAGAAGUUCUGUUGAUGAGGUUAGAGAAGAAGUGGAACAUGAGCAUUUGAAAUCUCCUGUACCUGAGGAGAUUUGUGGAGAUGAUUUUGGAAGUCAAGUGAAAGUGGAAUCUACGGAUGACAGAUCAGAUGAUGGAAAUGGGAGUUUUGAGCCCCAUGGAAAAGAAGUGAAAGUUCAACGCAAAAGAGGAAGGCCUCGAAAGUUUGGGAUCAGCAGUCAAUCUGAUGAUAACGGGUCAAUCUCAAACUGUAAACUUGGGACAUCUUUAGAUAAGAAGGAAGAACUGGUAAGAGAUGAUAACGAUGCGAAACUUAUUGGCGGAAGCUGCUUUAACAAGGAGAAAGUAGAAGUAAAACUUGAGCACGGGGAAUAUGCUGAAGCUAAAGAGAUUCCUGGACCUGAUUUUAGGAGCCAGGUUAAGAUUGAAACCAAGGAUGAUGAAUGUGGUGGGAGUGUCAAGCCACAUGAUGAAGAGCUGCAAGUUAAACGUAAACGGGGAAGGCCUAGAAAGUUGCAGAUCAGCAGUCAAUCUGAUGAGAGUCGCCCUAACACAAACUGUAAACUUGCGAGAACUCCAGAAUUAAGCAGCCCGUCGAGUGUUGACAGGAUCAGUUUGAGUCGUCGGCGUGGUAGACCCUCUAAGACCAAGGAGACGGCGGUUGGCCUUUACAUAGAAAAGGACAAUGUCAACUGUAUGCAUGGGAGCCCCCUAAUAAUGCCUGACCAGAGUAUGAGUGACUCUAUUGAUGAAUCCAGGAGAUCAAAAAGAAACUGCAGGGCUAAGGGACCUGAAUCUGAUGGAAAGAAGAUGGUACGUAAGCGUGGAAGACCUCCAACACCACAGAAAAAGAGGAAAUCGGGGAUGACAGAUGAAUCAGUUUGUAAAGAAAAGAAGAGACUGAAACUUUGUGAGAGUCCCUUAGAGUCACAGAACAACAAUUCCUCAAUUGAUGGCGAAAGGAUGAUUGGGGAACAACACAAUAAGCAAACUGAAGCUGGAACACAAUCUAGAUCAAAGUCUAAGAAAAUGCUGAGUGACCGAAUACUGCAGUUACUUCUAGCUGCUGGUUGGACUGUCGAAUAUAGGCCCCGAAAUGGGAGAGCUUAUGAAGAUGCUGUGUAUCUUAAUCCUGAGGGAAAGACUCACUGGUCAGUGACUAAGGCUUAUCAAGUUUACAAAAAACAUUUGGAAAGCAGCAUGAAUGAUCAAAUGAACUCUACCACUGGUUCUGGUUGUGGCUUGCUACCAGAAGAGGACCUUCACCUAUUAGGGAGAAGAAUUCAGAAAAAAAGGAGCGAUACAGGUAAGCAUAGGCCAAAACUGAAGGACAGAGAUACUAAUGAAAACGUGGUUUCAACAAAGGGAAGGGGAAAACGUUCACUACAUGGAAACAGAUUGCUGAAGGGAAUAAUGCAGAACAAACGAAAAGGGGAUCAUGGAUACCACAACGUAGAAAGAAUUUCGGUGUCAGUCAGAAAAAUAAAGAGGGAAGAAAAACAUAAUAGAAAGCGUUGUACUCCGUCAGCACGUAGUUCUUUAGAGGAUGCAGAUGCCAAGGACGGUGGGUACAUUUUAUUUGAAGGGAAACGCACCAUGCUGGGUUGGAUGAUUGAUUCAACCAUUGUGCCACUUAACGGAAAAGUUCAGUGCAUGGACUGCAAGAAGACUGACAUGCUUCUUGAAGGAAUAAUUACAAAAGAGGGUAUUCGAUGCAACUGCUGCGAUGAAGUGUUCUCUGUUCUUGAUUUCGAGGUUCAUGCUGGAGGGAAGCGCAACCAGCCAUUCAAAAGUCUGUAUUUAGAGGGUGGGAAUUCUCUCUUGCAGUGCCUCCAUGACUUUAUGAAUAAACAAAGUGAAUCACAACAUAAAGGAUAUCAUUUUGUGGAUUUUUGUUCUGGAGAUCCAAAUGAUGAUACGUGUGGUAUUUGUGGGGAUGGGGGAGAUCUUAUCUGCUGUGAUGGGUGCCCGUCAACAUUCCAUCAAAGCUGCUUGGACAUAAAAAAAUUCCCUUCUGGUGCCUGGUAUUGUUGCAACUGCUCAUGCAAAUUUUGUGAGAAAGUUGAGGCAGCUAUACAUGACACUUCAGCUCUACACUCCUUAUCGAGUUGCCGCCUAUGUGAAGAGAAAUAUCACCAAGCAUGCAUCAACCAAGAUGGCACAGUGCCUGGUGAAAGGAGUACUGAUUCAUUUUGUGGAAAGUAUUGUCAAGAGUUAUUCGAGGAACUUCAGUUACUCAUUGGAGUAAAACACCCACUGCCUGAGGGCUUUUCCUGGUCAUUCCUUCGCCGCUUUGAGCUCCCUAGUGAGGUUGCCGAUUGUGACAUAUCUGAGAAGAUUGCAUAUAAUGCCAAAAUGGCUGUUGCAUUUUCUGUUAUGGAUGAGUGCUUUUCACCUUUGGUUGAUCACAGGAGUGGUGUCAACCUGCUUCAAAACAUUGUUUAUAAUUUUUGGUCGAACUUCCAUCGGCUAAAUUUUAGCAGUUUUCUCACUGCUGUUUUGGAGAGGGGUGAUGAAAUCAUUGCUGUGGCGUCUAUCAGGAUCCACGGCAAUCAACUGGCAGAAAUGCCGUUUAUCGGAACCCGCUAUAUGUACAGGCGUCAAGGGAUGUGUCGUCGACUAAUGGAUGGCAUUGAAUCUGCGCUCGGUUCUCUCAAAGUAGCCAAGUUAGUCAUACCAGCAGUGCCAGAACUGAUUGAUACAUGGACUUCAGGCUUUGGCUUCACGCCUGUUAAUGAAUCAGAGAAAAAAACAAUUAAGAAUCUGAACUUGUUGGUGUUCCCUGGUGUAGACAUGUUGGGGAAAUCAUUGGUGAAGGAGCAGAUCACUGACUCAAUUGUGUCCUCUUCCAAUGUUGAUAGCUGUUUGAAGUUAAGGAAUGUAGAAGAGGGGGAUAAUGGAACAGAGAAUCUGAAGUUAUUUAACGAGUCCGUGGAGGAGAAAGAAGAGAUUAGGAAACUGACAGAUAUAGACAUCAAUUCCCUUCCCGAUGAAGUUGAUGAUUCCCAUGCGGAUCAAACUGAUAUAAAAAGGCACGAAAGUGGUGAUUUAGAAGAUAAGACGCCAUUAUCUGAUGAUGGCUGUGGAGGUAAAGCUGAGGGUACUGAGGAGUCAGAUCAACAACCCGAUUAUAACAUGAUAGAUCAUUCCCAGCCACUUGGUAAUGGUGGUACAGGGGAAGAGAUUGUCAACAAAAACUUAACGCUAAAGAGAGAAGUGACUACCACAUUGCGAACAUCACCCCGACUGAUUCAAAGAUCGUGGAGAACAUCGCGGGUGAACCAGAAGUACACAGGUACUACUAAUGCCGUAUUGCUCGACUCUCCACACCGGUGUGUCUGAGGCUCAUUGCAUAGACAGAGCUUUGGUUGUUUUGUGCAUAUGACCAGUCUAACGCAUUUUGUCUAAAGAUAGCUCUUUUGCUAUUUCCGGGUGACAACGGAUAGGCGCAGUUGAAAGAAAAGUAGUUAGAAUUCUAAUAUCAGUGCUUAGUAGUUUCAUUAGUGACACAUUGAGCCAGAGGUCAGUAACCUUGCAGUGCUCAAUGCUUAUUAGACUUAAUUUUUGGGUAGUAAACAAUUUCUUUCAUCUGUAUUUGUAAUAUCAAAUAUUUGAGCUGCUUCAUCAUAUUAUCUAAUGUUGAAAAUUCCUUUUUAGCUA
Messenger RNA from Arabidopsis lyrata subsp. lyrata, 4410 nucleotides. RefSeq lists its product as uncharacterized. Gene Ontology annotation, molecular function: transcription corepressor activity; DNA binding. The record is from RefSeq and is a predicted model, not a curated record. Lineage: Eukaryota; Viridiplantae; Streptophyta; Magnoliopsida; Brassicales; Brassicaceae. The transcript is spliced from 9 exons. Gene Ontology annotation, biological process: negative regulation of DNA-templated transcription. Bases 424 to 4092 code for a protein of 1222 amino acids.